GAGGGAGUUUUGAAUCGACAUGUUUCAAAAAAUAACUCAUAUGAAGACUUUAUGUUAGACAUAUAUCAUGGCUCAAAGCUUCCAAAACGUCACUCUUUCUCUGACUUUACCGAUAUCCUGCCAGAUUUGCCUCGGAAAGGUGCGUCAGCCGGUCAUUUGUUGCAACAACCAUGUGUUCUGCUCCAACUGUAUCAAAGUUUGGCUGGAGAAAAGCAGCCAGUGUCCCACAUGCAGAGUUGCCAUCACCCCUGAAAACCCCUGCAGAGAGAUCAUUGGAGCAACAACUGACAGUGAGUCCAAUGAAAGCCUUUCUGUUAAGAGACGCCUACGAAAAACUCGAGGGGAACUGCUUUUGCGAGAAUAUGAGGAAGAAAUUAAAACCCUCUUGAAAGAGAACGAAGAGUUGAAAAGCAAAAACCUGAGCCAUGAGAUGCAACUUAAGACAGCUUUGGAACCCAGCACUGUCUUGGUUUCUCAGAGUGAAAGCAGCACUGUUGACCCGAGUGUUCUGGAGGAGUCGGCCAAUAAGCUCCGAGCUGCCAAUGACCUCUACAGAAAGGUCAAACAGGAUCUCGACAGGCUGAAAGAGGCAAACAAGACACUGCGCUCCCAGAAUUUUGACCUAAUUCAGGAAAGUAUACGUUUAAAAGCCGAAGUGGAUAGCAGGUCUCCCCAAAAGUUUGGCAGGUAUACAGUUGCAGCUCUCGAGGCUAAAAUUCAGCAGUAUGAGCGGGACGUGGCCCAGCUGAAAAGAGCUCUGGAGCGCAGCGAUAAAUACAUUGAAGAACUGGAAGCCCAGAACCAGAGGGACGGCUUUCCAUCUGAAGAGUGUGGCCAUUCAAACACCGCCUCUGGGGGGACACAAAACGGAGGGGUUGAAAGAAUCGCCCUGAUGCGGAGGAGCCUGAGUGAAUUGGAGACUUCUGUUUGUACAUACUUGGACAGCAAGUGUACCGAGCUCCCCAACAACCACGGGUGUCUUCUGACAACAUCUGAUGUGUGCCAAAGGGUAGAUUUUUUAGGAGAGACCUUGACUACAAAGAAGGAUGCACUCAAGGAUGUUCCCUCUACGCCUUCCACGGCUCUCAGAUCUUUGAGCUUGAAGAGUCCCGAGGUUUGUAGUGACAGACAUUUAGGUCUCAAACCUCUCACUUACCUGAGAAGACUCAGUUUUGAUGAUUGUCAAGGCUCAAGUAGCUCAACCUCAGCCAACCAAAGCCCAGGAACCUUCCAAGUAAACAAGGGUGGUCCUUUCAAUCAGCAAACCACUCUGAACUCGGACAAAGAGGUGUUGUGUGGGGCCUGGAUGGACCGCAGAUCUGAGCUACCCAAUCUGGAUGAAAACCGAGAGAAGUUCAAGCAACCCGAGAGCGCUUCUCCAACUGAGGACCCAACAGGCAACAGUGAAGCUUGUAUGGAUGCAGCAUACCUGGACAAGAUCUCAGAGCUGGACUCUAUGAUGGCUGAAGGCGAGAGCUCCAGCAGUCAGGUAUCUCACCUUCCCCUGGCAUCAACUUCACGGUCGCCAGACUUUGAUGCCACCCACAUUCCAGUACUGGAUUUUUCUAGCAACCUAUUGGCUGAUCCUGGACCUGCAAGAGAGCACCAGACUACAUUAACGACACAGGAGAACACCCAGAGCGUACAUCUUGAUGCUGCUUUGGCUUCUGAGGAGAAAGUUUCAUUUGUUGAGUGCAGCGAGAGAGUUGAAGGCCUGGUGGAAAAUCCUGGGCAAUCCACCAAACGCAAGUGUCCCUCAGGAUUGGCCAUCUCCAGCCCUUCCAAACUCUCAAAAUUCAAGUAAAAGGAGCAGAAAUAUUUGAAAAUUCAGUGGCAACUUUUAAGUGAGCGUUCAGGUUUACAGCCUUUCUUUUCUUCAGGGCUUCUUAUCACAAAUUUGCCUCACUGUUUAAUAUGAUGAGAGCAGUGUGUGCUGGAUGAUAUUACUGUACAUUAUAAAAACAGCUUUGGUGUCCUAAGAGUUCAAGGUGUAAACAUUUUUCUCUUGAAAUUCAACUUUUUCUCAAUUUGAAUAUAAUUUUCUGUGGAGGGUUUGCGAGCUUGUGAUAAAAAUGCCAGUGCAUAAUUAAAUCUAUAAUCAAAUAAAUAAAUGAAUGUUAAAAAAAAAAAAAAAAAUUCAUUUAAAUGUCAAAAGAAAAGUAAAAAUAAAAAG
This is a messenger RNA of Myxocyprinus asiaticus (Chinese sucker), 2173 nucleotides long. RefSeq names its product ORC ubiquitin ligase 1-like. NCBI's taxonomy places the organism in Eukaryota, Metazoa, Chordata, Actinopteri, Cypriniformes, Catostomidae. Gene Ontology annotation, biological process: protein monoubiquitination; regulation of DNA replication. Bases 68 to 1804 code for a protein of 578 amino acids. Gene Ontology annotation, molecular function: ubiquitin-protein transferase activity. The transcript has 6 exons. The record is from RefSeq and is a predicted model, not a curated record.